This is a messenger RNA of Penicillium alfredii, 807 nucleotides long. RefSeq names its product Fig1 domain-containing protein. NCBI's taxonomy places the organism in Eukaryota, Fungi, Ascomycota, Eurotiomycetes, Eurotiales, Aspergillaceae. The transcript is spliced from 4 exons. Gene Ontology annotation, biological process: conjugation with cellular fusion. Gene Ontology annotation, cellular component: membrane; mating projection tip. The coding region runs from base 1 to 807 and encodes 268 amino acids. The record is from RefSeq and is a predicted model, not a curated record.
AUGGCACUUAAAUUCGCUGAAGGAUGGGCUCGAUUCAUUCCCAUGAUCGGGUACCACCACGUGUUGAUGGUUAUUAUCGCUGUGGCUAUUAUCUUACUAUCGCUCUUGUUGGCUGGAUGUUCAUCUUCUUCCCCGCAAAUCCCCAGUAUCUUCCUCAUCUCGCUCUACUACGAAAAGUACUCCCCGAUCAAGGACACCGCACAGGUCGAUGGCGGUCUGGUCCAAGCCACUGCCAACAUCGUCGGUGGUGCCGAGCUGGAAGUUCGGGUCGGCUACUUUGGUAUCUGCGUUCAGCCUGACGGCGGGUCGUACAUUUGCAACUCCAACGCCACGGCCCUGGCCGAGAUCGUCACUGUGGACCAAGAUCCCCUCAACUUGAUCUGGGUGGCAUCAACAUUCAAGGAUGCAGUAGUGUUCCCGUACCUUCUCAUUGUUGCGGUUGUCCUCGCAUUCUUUUGCUUCAUCCUUCUGGCGACUUUCCCCGGCUGGCACGAGGAGAUCGAUGACUCCGGCUCCGAGCGUGAAGUCAAGCCUUUCCCGUCACGACCUGUGUCACAGGCCGCCCUCGCCCUGAUCUUUGUUGCCUCUGUGUUUGUGCUUGUCUCUGUACUAUGGCAACACACGGCAUCCGUCGCCGCCAGCACCAUUGCACAAGAUAUGGGCAAUGCCAGCGUCAAGAGUGGAGUCGGCACCUCAGCAAUGGUGCUGGGUUGGUUUGGAUUUGUUUUGAUGGUCAUCGUCACCGUUGGGUUAUUGGUCAUGAUCCUCAGCAUCAGGCUCAUCCGCAAGUUGACCGACGAAGAAUGA